AUGACCGACGCAGAACUUGCAACGCUCGAGACAGGCCCGGCGAGUGAGGAGCAGCUGCAACAACUGGAAGGAGUGCUGCAAAGGGAGUUUGUGGCUACGGACCAGGCGCUGCGGGCGCUGGGCGUGUGGAGCAAGCGCGUAGUGGCGGCUGUCGAAGCCAAGGACAACCAGACCCUGCUCAGGCUGCUCGCCGCUGUCGAGGCCUUUGACAUGACCGUCGAGGUGCUGCGAAGCAAGGAGCUCUCAAUUGGGCGCAAGGUCAACGCACUAGGCAAGGAUGCCAGUCUCUCGCUCUCGGUGCGGACCCGUGCCCGCCGGGUGGUCAAGCAGUGGAAGGCCGUCGUCCCGUCGCGGAAGCGAAAGCUUGGUGCAGACGCCGGCGCGCCACGAGCCCUGGCCGCGAGCGCGCCGGCUGCCGUCACUGACGACGGCGCCGCAAGUAUGCCGCCGCCGGCCAAGCGCGCCCGCACGCUGGCCUCGCACUCGCUAGUCCCACCGGGCAAGGCAGCCGAGUCUGGCCGCAAAGUCACCGCCGUCAUCGACGACGACAUUGUCGACAACUCGGCUGUCGCCCGGCUGCGCAGGCGCGGCAAGCGUCGCGAGGGCAUCGUCUCCACAGACCAGAUCCGCCAGCGGCGCGAGCGCGAAAAGGCGCUCGAAGAGCUAAAGCGGCGCAAUGAUCCCGACGUGGCCAAGCUCGUCGUUGUCGACCCGACCGACCCGUCCAAGCCGCCGAGCAUGCUCCUGCCCGGCGUCGAGUACACCCCGUCGUCCGGCAAGUCAAAGUCGCUGCUCAAGGACAAUGCCAAGUUUAUGAAAGUCAAGCGCAAGGUCUCGUGGAUUGACGAGGCUUCCAACGAGAGCAUCCCGCUUGUCGCCGUACGCGAGAUCGAGCCGCGGCCAAACCGCCGCCCCAAGACCGGCGCCUUUCAGUCAGCCCGUGAGCUCGAGCUCGAGGCCGAGCGCCGCGUCUUUGAGGCCGCCCGUGAGCGCAAGCUUCGUCAAGCCGAAUUUGCUGAGGCUGCAGUGGACAAGCCCUGGCGCCGCCCGCCGCUUGUUGCCCGCCCGGCCAACGUGCCGACGCCCAAGGGACCUACCGUGUCCAAGGCGCGCGAGAUCGAGCUCGAGCGCGAGGAAAAUGAGUUCCCCGCAAGCUACCUCCGCGACGAUCUCAUCCCGCCGUCGCCUGAAGAGCCAGUCCUGCCCGCCGACUGUGGUGAGUUGAACGACGCCUCCACCACCAUCAUCCCGCUAGUCCCCGGCGACGCUCAAGGCAAGGUCUGCAUGGUGGAUCCCUUCGACGAGUCGACCCGCAUCGCCCCAGAGCCCGAGCCUGUGCCCGAGCCCCCCGUGCCCUCGGCGCCUCACACCCCAACCCCGGUCCUCGCCGGCGUCACCCUCCCACCCGAGCUUGCCUCUCUCCAGAACAACCCCGAGUUCAUUGCCCUUGUCCAGAGCCAGCCCGACAUCAUUGCCUCGAUCCUCUCUUCUCCCGAGUCGCUGCAGCAGAUCUUGGCCGCCCUGCCCGGCGCCGGCGCUGCCCCGCCGCCCGCUCCGCCGCAGUCUGCCGGCAAAUCCAAGCUCGAUGCCUUUAUGCGCAAGUCAAAGCCCGCCCCGCCCGGCCCGCUCCCGCCGACCCGUGGCCCGCCCGGCGUCGGCCCGCCGCCCGGCCCGCUCCCGCCCCCGCCCAGCCACGGCUGGAUCCCGCCGCGUCAUGGCCCGCCACCGGGCCCGCCGCCGUUCUACGCAGGCCCGCUCCCACCUCCCGGCCUCCUCCCGCCGCCCGGCUCGCAUCCGCCGCCCGGACCCUGGCCGCCGGUUCAGCAGCAGCAGCAGCUGCCGCAGCAGCAGCAGCCACGGGGCCAUCUCCCGCCUCCACCCAGCCACCUCCCGCCGGGCCAGCCGUGGGCACCACCAUCGCGCAUGCACCCGCAUCGCGCCGCAAGGGGCCGUGGCCGCGGCAGAUGGUAG
Thecamonas trahens ATCC 50062 is the source of this 1971-nucleotide messenger RNA. RefSeq lists its product as uncharacterized. Lineage: Eukaryota; Apusomonadida; Apusomonadidae. The record is from RefSeq and is a predicted model, not a curated record. The coding region runs from base 1 to 1971 and encodes 656 amino acids. The transcript is spliced from 2 exons.